Adineta steineri is the source of this 948-nucleotide messenger RNA. NCBI's taxonomy places the organism in Eukaryota, Metazoa, Rotifera, Eurotatoria, Adinetida, Adinetidae. The record is from the annotation of a GenBank genome assembly.
AUGUCAACUCAAGAUAUAUUGAUUUUUGCAACAAAACAAGUUAAUAUCUAUUUUGGUUUAUCAAUUAUGAUCUUAGGUGUUAUUGGUGGAAUAUUUAAUAUUAUAAUUUUUACAACGCUGAAAACAUUUCGAGAAACAACUUGUGCAUUUUAUCUAACUGCUGUUUUAGUGGUUAAUAUCAUUCAAUUGGUAAUAGCAUUGUUUGUACGUAUUCUAAGUGAAGGUUUUUCCACUGAUAUUAAAAGAACAUCAUGGGUUUGUAAAAUACAAGUAUAUAUGGCUGUAUGGUGUCUUUUGGUAUCAAUGACAUAUGUAUGUUUAGCAACAAUUGAUCAAUUCUUAUCCAUGAGUCACUAUAGACGUUUCAGUAAUUUACGAUUUGCUCAACGUUGCAUAUGUAUGAUCCUUAAUUCAAAUUUUGCAAUGUAUGUAACUCGUUUUCAUUUUCCAAUACUUUAUGGAGUUCUACCUCUAACUACAAUGACUACAUUUUCUCUAUUAGCUUUCUAUAAUGCUCGUACAUUAAUUAGCCGACAAAUAAAUCUUGUACGUUUAAGUCGAGAUAGACAAUUGACAGCAAUGACACUUGUUCAUGUUGUAUUUGUUGUAAUUACUAUGUUACCAUAUAUUAUUUAUUUUAUAUAUUCCCUGAAUCAAACUACCAAUGAUCCAGAAAAAAUAGCACGUAAUAAUCUUAUCUAUACUACCUUAAUUUUAAUUUCUUAUUCAAGUUAUGCUGGUUCUUUCUAUAUCUAUUCUUGUGUUUCACAACGAUUUCGACAACAACUCAUCUUCAUAAUUUCAAAUGUUUGUAUAAAGCAAUGCCAACAAUGGAUGAACAAACGAGGUAAUAAUCAGAUUGUACCAAAUACUGAAAUAAUCGGUGAUAUCCAACUUACAAGAACAAAAACAAACGGAGACUCUAUUGAUGUUGUUUUCAUAAAAUGA